Messenger RNA from Xyrichtys novacula (pearly razorfish), 4068 nucleotides. NCBI's taxonomy places the organism in Eukaryota, Metazoa, Chordata, Actinopteri, Labriformes, Labridae. The record is from the annotation of a GenBank genome assembly.
CUCCACCCUUUUGUUUCAACGACAGUAUAUCCUGCCUUUGCUUUUGUAGUGAGCUGGUUCGUGUUGGAGUACUCUGAAAAGGUUUUUAUUGCAGAAUAACUGAUCUAGUGUGAGAUAAAUGUGAUCUGUACUCAGAAGUUUGUUGCCUGUCUGUUGGAUUUUUAUUAACACUAACAAUGGGAUUUAUUGGAUUCUUGCUGUAUGGCGGCCUAGCUGUUAUUUUUCUCGCCCUCCACCUCGUCUUUGGGGACUUGAGCUACUCCAUUCCGGAGGAGAUGAAACGCGGAUCUGUAAUUGGCAACAUUGCGAAGGAUCUGGGACUGGAAUCGGGCAGACUGUCGGCUCGCAAUGCCCGCGUUGAUACUGAGGACAACAGUGUGAAGUACUGCAACGUAAAUCUGAACACCGGAGAAUUGAUGGUGCAAGAAAGGAUCGACAGAGAGGGUCUUUGUGCGAAAAGAGCAUCAUGUGUUCUGAAACAGGAGCUCGUCCUGGAAAAUCCUUUAGAGGUUCACCGAAUAAAUAUCCGCGUUCAAGAUAUCAACGACAAUUCACCUCAAUUUAAAGAAGAACAACUGAAAUUUGAUAUUCAGGAAUCCGCGGUUAAGGGUGCGCGUUUUCUUUUGGAUGAGGCACACGAUGGAGACAUCGGGGAAAAUGGUGUUCAGGGCUAUUCUCUUCAGCAGAAUGAUCAUUUUAAAUUAAAUGUCAACAUGAAAACUGGAGGCAGAAAGUACUGCGAAUUAGUCUUGGAGAAAGAGUUAGACAGAGAGGACAAAAAGGAGCUCAUGUUGUUACUAACUGCAUUUGAUGGAGGCUCUCCUCGUAGAUCAGGUACAGUAGUCAUUCACGUCACUGUACUGGAUGCUAAUGAUAAUGUACCAGUGUUCAGCCAAGCCGUUUAUAAAGCCAGUCUGCCUGAAAACUCUCCUGUAGAUACACUGGUGAUCACAGUGAGUGCUACUGAUGCAGAUGAGGGAGUCAAUGGUGAUGUAAAUUAUGGAUUUAAUGAUGUUUCAGAUGAAAACCAAGUUUUCGCUCUGAAUUCCAAGACUGGUGAGGUAACAGUGGCCGGAUCAAUUGAUUACGAAAAAGAAUCGUCAUACGAAUUACAGAUAAGCGCGAAAGAUGGACUAGGAUUGGCUUCAUAUGCCACCUUAAUAAUUGAUAUAACAGAUAUAAAUGAUAAUGCUCCAGUGAUAUACCUGAAAUCACUGACUAACCCCAUCCCUGAGAACGUGUCACCUGGUACAGAGGUGGGCAUCAUUAACGUGCAGGACAGAGACUCUGAUAGUAACAGACAGGUCCGCUGCUCCAUUCAGCAAAAUGUCCCUUUUAAGUUGGUUCCUUCAAUUAAAAACUAUUAUUCUCUGGUGAGCACAGGACAACUGGACCGUGAACUAGUGUCUGAUUACAACAUUACAAUCAGUGCCACUGACGAGGGCUCUCCACCUCUGUCGUCGUCUAAAACUGUUCAGUUAUCUGUAGCAGACAUCAACGACAACCCACCUGUGUUUGAGGAGCAGUCGUACAGCGCAUAUGUGAGUGAGAAUAACAAAGCUGGCUCCACUUUAUGUUCCGUUAGUGCUCGAGACCCCGACUGGAGACAGAACGGUACAGUGAUUUAUUCUCUGUUAGGCGGUGAGGUGAACGGUGCCCCGGUGUCCUCCUAUGUGUCCGUGAACGGAGACACGGGGGUGAUCCACGCUGUGAGGUCGUUUGAUUAUGAACAGUUCCGGAGCUUCAAAGUUCAGGUGAUGGCCAGAGACAACGGUUCUCCUCCUCUCAGCAGCAACGUGACCGUGAGUGUGUUCAUAUCAGAUGUGAAUGACAACUCUCCUCAGAUCCUGUACCCCGGUUCAGAGGGCAAGUCGUUCAUGACCGAGCUGGUCCCCAAAGCUGCUCACGGAGGCUCUCUGGUGUCCAAAGUGAUAGCGGUGGACGCGGACUCUGGACAGAACGCCUGGCUGUCGUAUCAAAUAGUGAAAUCCACUGAUCCGGGACUUUUCACUAUUGGUGUCCACAGUGGAGAGAUCAGGACCCAGCGGGACAUUUCUGAAUCUGACAGCAUGAAACAGAACCUUGUAGUGUCAGUGAAAGAUAACGGGCAGCCCUCUCUGUCUGCCACCUGUUCCAUGUAUUUACUGAUUUCUGAUAACUUGGCUGAGGUGCCAGAACUGAAGGACAUUUCUUAUGAUGAGAAGAACUCCAAACUGACCUCUUAUCUGAUCAUCGCGCUGGUGUGUGUGUCGACGUUUUUUCUGACCUUCAUCAUCAUCAUCCUUGGUGUGAGGUUUUGUCGCAGGAGAAAGCCCAGACUGUUGUUUGACGGAGCAGUGGCCAUCCCCAGCGCUUAUCUCCCUCCUAAUUACGCAGAUGUUGACGGCACAGGAACUUUACGCAGCGCUUACAAUUAUGACGCCUACCUGACAACAGGGUCUCGAACCAGUGACUUUAAGUUUGUGUCAUCGUACAAUGACAACACACUGCCAGCUGACCAGACUCUGAGGAAAAGUCCAUCAGACUUUGCAGAAGUGUUUGGAGACUGUGACGACUCUCCUGAGGUAGGAAUAUGCUCUAGUUAGAGUUUUGAACAUGCAUUUUUAUAAAUAUAUAUAUUUUUUAUUCAAACCAAAGACAGUUUUCCUUGAGAUGUCAGAUUGGUGUCAAAGUAUUUUAUGUGGAUUUACCACUACAUGACGUUCUGCUUCAAACAACAGCCAUUAUAUAUGAACACUUAAUCCUAAUUUGAUUGAAACCUUUUGAAUGUUUAGUUGUAAAGGUUUACCAUGCAUGAAGUAAUUAACUUUUUUAAAAGGAGCUAAUAUUUCAGGCUCUUGCUCAUACAUUUGUUUUGUCGUCUUCUUUAUCACCCCGUCACCUUUAAUUGUACCUGGUGUGGGAAGUUAUUGGUCUUGUAUUUGGUUAAUUUCAGGAUUGCUUGAAUUUCCCUUCACUUCAGUUAGUUACUGUUUUUAAAAUGCAGGAAUUAUAUGGUAUUUUGUGGUACAACAUGAUUGAUUUGAUGUUGGUUGUAUUUAGGGUCUGGUUAUAUGAUAUUUGGCCUAAGUUUGGAAAGCAGCUGAUUUAGUAAUUUUUUUCCACUCUAUUUUUCUAAAAUUUGAAAGCUUUCUUCUUUUAAUUUUUUCUCCAUUGUUUUUGACAUAUUUUUGUAGGUGCUCUUUUGACCUUCUACAUUCUCACAGAUCUUUAUCUAUUUAUUCUUUAUUUUUUCAGUGCUGAAUGCUCCUUAUACAAAUGGCGUUAGCCUUAUCCUUCUUUUUUCUCAAAUUUUCCUUACACAAAUUGGAAAUAAAUUAGUGGUGUGUAAAAAUACUUCCCUGUUUAUCUUUUACUCUGCACUCAUUUUUUUUCUUGCUCAUUUGAAGCUUGGCUAUUAUUUGCCUCUGUCCUUGGUGCUGAUACUCAACUCCACAGUUAAAAACAACUGCAUCUUCUCACUUUUUUACAACUCUCCCAUUCUCAUUAAUAACUAAUUUUACUCUGAUUUAUUUCUGACAUCACAGCUCAAGUCAGUCUUCCUUGUUAAUGCUUGAAAACAUCUGAAAUAAUGCUUGUUGUCUGUGCUUGUAGUCUGCAAUUAUAGCAGGAAAUUUGAACUUGCUCACAUGCUUUAUGUGGCUUUGAGGAAAGGCUACUUGUUGUAUCAGGUAGUGUGAUGACACUGUUGAUGAAGGUGACAUGUGCCGAUUACUUCUUGGCCUCUUUUUGUUCCAGUUAAGUCUUCAGAUAUAGCACUGAUAUGAUUUCAGGCAACACAGGUAAAGACUUUUAAAGAACUUCCUUUACUUUGGUUGGUUUUAUGUCAAAGUGCAUAGCUACAACAGUUUUGAAUUGCUAGUGUUUUGUUUGUCCCUGAAUUGAAAACGUUCGUGUGUGUUUGUAAGGGCAUGUGAAAUUUUCAGUUGCAAGUGUGCCUAUUUUUGUUGGAGUAUUAUGGAAGGAUCUGCUUCUUUUUACUUUUUUGUGUUAUUUCUUUUUAGGGUUUUCCAAGUAUGAGACUUUUGGUUUUGCUUAAGAGUCCCUUUGAUGACUUUUACACCCCCC